Molecule: messenger RNA, 5391 nt
Organism: Pelagomonas calceolata
Lineage: Eukaryota; Pelagophyceae; Pelagomonadales; Pelagomonadaceae
Source: the annotation of a GenBank genome assembly
UGUAAAUUCAAAAGACCACGCAAACUGCGGCAGUACGACGCUAGCGAGCGCGUUUUACAGCCUACCGCAGCGGUAAUUUACAGCCGACUGACGACAGAGUGACUCGUAAGGCCCUCGCGCGCCAAAAACAGCAGUGGGCGCAUUUGCUCCGCAUACGGCUGCCAACGCGACGAUAACUGCAGUCGCAGCCACCUUGACGCCAGAUACAGCUGCCACCCGCGACGUAAACCCGCAGCGCAGCCACAGAACCAAAAGUGAGGCAGCCAUGCAAGCCCUCGCGACGCCGCGGCAACCACCGCAGCACGAACGUCCACCGCCGCUCUCGCUGCGGAGCCGCGCCGGCCGCGUGACGCCGCUGCCUGAUUUAGAUGUUGUCGAGCUCGGGCGCCAAGGGCUUCUGAGCGGCAGCAUCACGAGCCCGCGCGUGUCGAGACGGCAGGCCACGCUCCUCCGGAGCCCGGACGGCGCGCUGCGCGUCGUGAGCCUGGGCGCGAAUCCCACGGCGGUCGUCACGCGCGCGGGCGCCGUCGUGCGGCUCGCGGGCGGCGCCGGCGCGGACGUGGCGGCCGGCGACACGUGCUCUUGCGGCGUCCUUUAUUACCUUCGCGUUGUUCGCGUUGGCAUCGCGUGCCACGUCCACGUAGCGUCGAUGGCGCCACGUGUCACGCCAUCGACGCGAUGCCCCACGCAGGAUCGUGCUCUGCCCCGGCCGCCUGCUGCGCGACGGCGGUGGCUCGGCGGACGAGGACGAGGCGUUCACGCUCGUCGAGGCGGCGAUCCAGGACUUGCCGGCGGCGCUGCGCGAGAUCGCGCGGCUCCGGGCGGCGCUCGACGCCGCCGCGGCGACGCCCGCGGCCACGCCCUUGGCCACGCCGGCGCCGGUCGCAGCGCCGGCGCCCGCGCCGGAGCCGAUGGAGGCCGAGCCGACGGCGCCCGCGGCCGAGCCCGCGCCGGCGCCCACGGCCGACGACGCGCACGAAGCGGAGGACGCGCCGCUCGCGGUCGACGCCGUCGCCGCGCUCGCGGGCGCCGCCGACCUCGAGGCCGCGUCGCUCACGCACACCGACGACGGCGCGCGGUUCCUGCUGCGCUGGCGGGGCGGCGGCGCCUCCUGCGUGCGCGUGGAGGACGGCGCCUGGCGCGUCGUCGACGUGGCGGGCGCGGCGACGGCCGAGGCGCGCGUCGGCCGCGCGCUCGCCCUCGCGGCGGCGCUCGCCGCCGCCGACGACGUGCCCCGGUCGAGCGUCGACGGCGCCAUGGCGGCGUUCCUGGGCGGCGCCGCGCCGGCCGCUCCCAGCGACGACGUCGCGGACGCUGGAGACGACGACGACUCGGCCGGCGACUUCGAGGCGGAGGCCGCGACCGGCACGGCGAUGCUCGUCGAGGGCGACCUCGCGUCGGACGGCGAGGCGUCGCGCUACGACGACGGGAGCGACGACGGCGACGAUGGCCCCGCGACGCCCGGCGCGCGGUACGUCGAGGGGCUGAUCGAGGGAGCGGCCGAGGGAGGCGUCACGGCGACGUCACUACGUUGGGACGGCGCCUCGCAACUCGUCGGGGCCGUCAUGUACGGGAACGUGAAAUGCGAGGUGCGCGUCGACGUGAGCGUGACGCGCGAAGCCGUACUUUUGCGGGGGUCGUACAGCGGUGUCAGCAUGGGCGGCGUCAACUCGGUCCCCGUGCUCAAACUCCUGGUGGCCGCCGCGGCGGCGCCGGACGCGAUCGCGCGCGACGUGGGAGCCAAGCGCGCCGCCGCCAAGCGCGCCGCCGACGCGCUCGCGCCGCGGGCCGUCGCGGACUCGUUGCUGCACGCAGUGGCGACGGCGAAGACGUCCUUUGCCUACGCCGGCCUCCGGCGGCUCGUCGAGCCGGCGACGCUGCCCCUCGUCGCCGACGCGGCCGCCGUCGACGCGCUCGCGACGGCGCGGGCGGCGCGAGAUGCGGAGUGCCUCCAUGCUGUGCGCGACGCGCCGGCCUUCUACGAUUCCGAGGCGGGGCUCGUCUACGGGCGCGUCCGGCGGUCGACGGGACCCGGGCGGUGGUCCUCCUCGGACGUCGCCUUCGCCGCGGCGCCCGCCGCGGACGGGUCCGCGCUCCGCCUCGACCCGACGCGGUCCUGGACCUCCGACAAGUGGGACCGGCCGCUCCUGGCGCCGGCGGCGGUCGCCUUCGCCAAGGCGGCCGGGAUCACGGCCGUCGACGUCUGCGCGCUGCGGACAGCCCUGCUCGCGCUGCCCGACGUCGGCGCGGCCGCCGCGGACCUCGCGUUCAGCGUGAUCGCGUCGGAGUCGGGCGUCGACGCGGCGCUGCCCCGCCUGUUCGCGGAGGCUGCGGCGGCGGGCGCCGCGCCGCGGCCGGGCGACGCCUACGUGCGCGCGCUCGCGCCGGUCGUGCUCGACCCGGCGGCGGCGAAGACGCAGGAGGACCACGCGGCGGCGACCGUCGCGGACGCGCUCGACGGGAUCUCCGAGGCCUUCGAGGAGGCGGAGAACGAGGUCGAGGAGGCGCGCGACAACUGGGUGAAGGGCGAGGACUGCGACUGCCGGCCCGAUCGCUACGGGUACCGCAAGUAUGGGUGCCCGAACUGCGGCGACUACCACUGCCACGACGAGGACUGCUACGACCCGGACCAGAUCGAAUGCGACUGCGCGGCGGAGAACAACCCGCUCCCCGACCCCGCGGCCUUCGUGAAGGACCGGCUCGAGGAGGUCGACGCGCUGCUCGCGCGCGGCCGCGCCGCCGCCGCGCCCGACGACGUCCGCGAGGCGCUGCUCGUCGGCGUCGCGCGGGGCCUCGCGCCCCUCGCGCCCGCGGUGCCCCAACAUCAGGCCGCUGUGGGCCGCGGCGAGCCGCUUACGGCCGCCGAGAGGACCGAGGCGCUCCGCUCGCCGCUCUCGUCCGCCGAGCGGGCAGCGGUGUUGCGCGCGUUCACCGAGCUCGACGGCAAGACGACGCAAAUGCGGUUGCGCCGCUCCGUGGAACGCAUCCUGGGCUCGCCCGAGGGCUUUUUGGACGCGAAGAAGGCCGCCGUCAAGCAGGUUUGCGUGGAGGAGUUGCAACGCCUCGAGAGGGCGGUGCCAGCAUUUCGGCGCGCGCCACCAUUCGGACGUGGCCGCAUUCCGGUCCCGGCGCGGCGCACGCCGACGCCGUUCAAACGGGCCCUCGACGCGGCCGUCGGCAGCCGGCUCUCGACGUUGACCGACGGCGCGACGGCGCUCGCCAAGGCGGGCCGCCCGGCCCUCCUCGCGCGCCUGCUGCCGCUCCGGCCGACGGCGCCCUUCGCCGCCGACGCCAUCGCGGAGGCCAUGGCCGUGUCGGCGGGCUCGAGAUCGACGCUCGUCGCCGCCGUCAACGCCGCGGCCGCGAAGCUCGCCGCGCGGCUACGUAACGGCGCGGACUUCGCGCCGGCGCGGGCGAACCUCCGCGAGCUUCUGGCGCGCGGCUGGCUCUCGUCGUGGGAGACGGUCAAGGGGGCCUGCGACCUCGGUGCUUUGUCGGAGACGACGCCGAACGGCCUCGACCUCGUGGACUUUGCGAUGGAGGUGGCGCGCCACGCGUGCGCGCCGCCGGACGCCUUACCAACGACGCGGCGGGCCGCCGUCUCGGCGAUCGAGGACCGGCUCGCGUCGAAUACGGAUGCGGUACUCUCUUCGGAGGAUCUCGACCGCGCGCUGACGACGCUGCGGAGCAUCCAGGGCGAGGACGCGGACGCGGGCGCCGCCGCGGCGUCGCGUCGCGUGCUCUACGCGUGUGCCGUGAACGGAGAUUGGCACCGCUGGGCGGUCGUGUGUCGCGCCGCGCUGGAGAUCGACGGUGGCGCGGAGACGGUUAACGCGGCCCGGGGCGGCGCCGAGACGCUGAUCAAGCGCGACAUCAGGCACGGCUGCGCGGUCGUCCGCGAGGGCAUCGCGAAGGGUUGGCUACCGACGGACCGCUGCAUUUCCAUCGCCGCAUUUGGAAAUGCGCCUACGGCGCCCCGCCGCCUGGCGCUCUACGAGCUUGCCCUCGAUGAGGCGACGCGCGACGGCGCGCCGGCGGCGCUGCUCGAGUCCGCCCUCGACGCGAUCGCGGCGCAGCCGCCCGUCGCCCUCGACCAAGGCAACCGAAUCGAGGGAGUCAACCUCGACGCGUUGAUCGAGCGCCUCAUGCGCCUCCGCCCGAGCAUCGGCCUGGCCCUGAGCCUGGCGUCGACGUCGCUCGACGACCUCGAGGCGCGCAAGCGCGCCGCCCGCCUGCUGCUCGCGCACGGCUCGGACGACCAGCUGCUGGCCUUCGCGCGCGCCGAGAGCGCGCGGCCGUCGCAGCGCGAGGUCACGUUCGUCGUCGAAGCCGCCGACGUCGGCCUGACGCUCACGCACGCCUCCGAGGACAACACCUACGGGUACGGGGCGGGCACGAGGCGAGGCGCCAAGGUCGUCUCGGUGAGCGCUCGGGCGCGCGCGGCGUGCGUCAUGCCGGGCAUGCAGCUCGUCCGCAUCGCUCGGGCGAACGUGACCGGCGCCGACAAACACGACCAGCUCCUGGCCAGCAUCCGGCAGGCGGCGCGGCCGGCGACGCUCGCCUUCGCCUGGCCGACGCCGCAGCCCGACUUCUCGGCGCGGGGCGCCUACUCGGCGGCGGCCAUCGAAGCGAGCGUCGCGGAGAAGGGCUUCGACGUCGCGGUCCGCGGCGAGUACGCGAAACUGUACGGCGACUGCCGCGCGGCCGUUCCCGACGUCAUCUGGCUGCACACGAUGCUCACCGAGUCCGACCGCAACUGCGACGCGGCGCUCGGGGUCCUGGCCUCCGCGUACCUGACGGCGCCCCAGAACUGGCCCCGGAAGCUCGCGAGCGACGCGGAGGCCCUGCGCGUCGCGCCGCUGCUGGGGUCGGCAUGCACCACUCAACACUCACGGGGCGACCUCGUCCUCAAUUGUCGAGGGUGCAUGAGCGGGCUUGAGCCGGGGCUCCGGGCGAUGGCCCGGCUCCGCGCGCUGACGCUCGCCGGGCUACCGGACGCGACGGCGCGGCCACUCUUCGACCACCUGGCGGAGCGGGUCAUCAGAACGGUCAACGCUCGCGUGCGGGGGAAGGUCAGCGGCCUCAUCCGAGGCUACAAGACGCGCACCGUCGCCGGCCUCACGCCGUUCGCGCCGCCCGCGCCGCCACCGGGCCCGCCGCCCGCGAAAAGACAACGCGUCGAGCCCGCGCCCGAGGAGGAGGAGAGCCAGGAGAUCUCGAUCGUCGGCGUCCGGACAGCCGAGGAGCGGGACGCCGAGGCAUUUGCGAACGCCAUCGUCAUUGAGGAGACGCAACCCGAGCCGGCCGCCGACGAGGACGACUCCCAGGUUAUGGACUUGACGCUUAGUCAACCGGACGCCUAGUUAUUUAUAAAACACCCGUAUGAGGCGC